CCUCCCUCGUUCUCUCUCUCUCUCUCUCUCUGAAUUAUUAAUGCCGAUAACAAUGCCAGUUGCUCAAUUGAUGGCCGAGACAACCCUCCACCGAGUUCAUGUCAAGAUGAGCAGGCCGCCGGAAAACACCUCUCCCACACCCACUACUCUUAAUAAAAGGCUGGACGGAAAAGUUGCAAUAGUAACUGGCGGCGCUAGAGGAAUCGGGGAGGCGACAGUGAGGCUAAUUGUCAAACACGGCGCCAAAGUAAUUGUCGCCGACAUUGACGAUGCCACCGGCACUCGUUUGGCCGACUCACUGUCUCCCUCAGCCACCUAUUUUCACUGCGACGUAAGCUGCGAACAAGACAUCGAAACCCUAAUCAAUUCAACGGUCUCCCUCUACGGCAAACUUGACGUCCUCUUCAACAAUGCCGGGAUUCUCGGAAACCAAGCCAACAAAAAGAGCAUCAUCAACUUCGAUCCCGACGAGUUCGACGGCAUCAUGGGCGUCAACGUAAAAGGCGCCGCCCUCGGAAUGAAGCACGCGGCCCGAGCAAUGGUGCCGAGAAGAAGCGGGUGCAUAAUUUCUACGGCGAGCGUGGCCGGCGUGAUGGGAGGGCUCGGCCCGCACGCCUACACGGCGUCGAAGCACGCCAUUGUGGGGCUGACGAAGAACGCGGCUUGCGAGCUGGGCAAGUAUGGGAUUAGGGUUAACUGCAUCUCCCCGUUUGGGGUGGCCACCAGCAUGCUUGUUGACGCGUGGAGGAGCGGGGAGGAAGUGGAAGAAGAGGUGGAGAAGGUGGAGGAAAUGGUGAGGGGUUUGGCAAACUUGAAGGAAGAAACCCUAAGGGCUGAAGAUGUGGCUGAGGCUGCUCUGUAUCUCGCCAGUGGGGAGGCCAAGUAUGUGAGUGGCCAUAAUCUUGUGGUUGAUGGUGGCUUUACUACUUCCAAUAAUUGUGUGGGAUUGUAAGUAAAAAUAUCUCUUUUUUUUCUUUUGUGUGGAGAUUUGAUUUGUAUUUGAUUAUGUAAGUAAAGGUAUUGAUUAUGUAAUAAUGCAUUUUACGUAAAUAUUAUAUAGGACAAUGUAAUUUAUUAAUGACAAACACAUUAAAUAGAAAAAUAGUUAA
Messenger RNA from Diospyros lotus (date-plum), 1109 nucleotides. RefSeq names its product short-chain dehydrogenase reductase 2a-like. The record is from RefSeq and is a predicted model, not a curated record. Gene Ontology annotation, molecular function: oxidoreductase activity, acting on the CH-OH group of donors, NAD or NADP as acceptor. Lineage: Eukaryota; Viridiplantae; Streptophyta; Magnoliopsida; Ericales; Ebenaceae. The transcript is spliced from 2 exons. The coding region runs from base 41 to 952 and encodes 303 amino acids.